AUGAACAUCGACGAUCGUCGAGCGAAGCGACGCCUCGACCGACUCCCCGCCCCAGCGCCGCCAAUCCUCGCAGAAGUGCUCGCCAGCUCAUCGAAGCGACUAGGAUAUCUCGCCGACAAACUGUCAUCGUCGUUGUCUGUAACAGGCAACCAAAAGCAAACUCAGUUAUACGUCCCCGCACACAGCCAUUCAAGAGGCGACAGUUCAACCUCAAUCUCUUUGACUUCGACAUCGACGACCCCUAUGUCUUCCUCCAAUCCUCUCCAGAAUACCGCAAAGGCCCAUACGUCCCCGUCCAAAGCAUCGUACGGGCGCACUUAUGAUUCAAAGCUCGUAACAAGGGAGAUGCAUCGUUUGGGCAAUUUUGCCCAGUUUCCGGCAUCGAUAGCCCCACAACUCUCUUCAGCACCGUCCGUGACGUCGUUGGCCCUGCCUCAAACCGGGAGCAUGUCCCAAUCUAAUCUGGCUUCGUCUACCACGGAUCCAUGGGGUGCUUUGCAUGUCCAUGUUCUUCCAUUGUUCAAUGGGGAGCCCCUCAGAGUACCAAUAGAGGAUCUCAACGUUCUUGUCAAGCGUCAUAUUCAGACAGUCGUACCCUCUUCGCCUUCACGAGCUUUGGUUAACCUGGAGAAUGAUGCAUCGGAACUGAUUGCCGCUGGGAUGGUCACCUUGAAUGCUAAACUAAUGGGUGUGGAUGAUGAGAAACUAGUGGCUCGAGUGGUCGAGACAUGGGGCUUCUUCUGGGACCAAAUCUUGACCUACGUUGAAGGUGUUCUUCUCCCCUUGCAAACAGAUCCUAUGCUUUCGUCGCUUUCAAAAAAGACCCCUCACAGAACCACAUCACCCUCGCGCUCGGGCGCCCAGUCCUCCAAGUCAACGGCUCAGCUGUCAACAGGGACACCUUCCAUUGACGUACGCACUGUUGCCCUUCGCUCUUUCAGAGACCGGGUCGUCUAUCCACUGUACCCUCGACUUUACUCGCGCCUGUCGCUCCCCAACCGACAAGAUGUGUUCCCGGAAACAGCGGGGUACCAGCAACCCCGGUUGCAACAGAUGCUUCUCGUCCUGUCUUCGCUGCACCGGCAACGUCCAGUCCUUUCUCUGACGGCACCUCCGGUACAACCAACCCCUUUUGAGGCAGCCAUAACAGACCUCCUGCAAUUAGUUCGCAAUCCCCACCCACAAGCUGCUUCCCGAAAGCAGCCAUUCAGGAAUGGAGCAGUUUCACGUACGCCUAGCUUCCUCUCCGGCGGACUACCUAGAGACAGGCGAGGUCGGAUUGCAAAGAAAGGGAUGAACCUGUCCGAAUCGGCUAUCGCCUUCACCGCUCUAGAUGAAGAUGACUACGGUGAAGACACACCGCGUCUUGGUUUAUCCGCGUCUGGCAGCUAUGUGGUCGAUAUAGAUCGAGAGAAGGACCGAGAGUUGCUUGAUUCACUACGGAGUCCGGAUAUGGGGUUGCCGAAUAGAGCGAGCGUUGGUGGGUGGGGCCUUGGUGGACUACAUGAAGAUAACAUCAAGGCGGACGAGGAGGAGGAAGAUGAAACACUGGAUAUGGAUCAGGCACAGGCUGAUCUAGAGAAGUAUAUGGCGAACAUGAACGCGCAGUCAGAUUCAAAGAGAAGAUAG
This is a messenger RNA of Coprinopsis cinerea okayama7#130, 1629 nucleotides long. RefSeq lists its product as hypothetical. The transcript is spliced from 8 exons. The coding region runs from base 1 to 1629 and encodes 542 amino acids. Gene Ontology annotation, cellular component: TORC2 complex. NCBI's taxonomy places the organism in Eukaryota, Fungi, Basidiomycota, Agaricomycetes, Agaricales, Psathyrellaceae. The record is from RefSeq and is a predicted model, not a curated record. Gene Ontology annotation, biological process: TORC2 signaling.